CAUUUGUGCAAAAUCUUUUUAAUUCUUUUGGCUGAAAAGUCCUAAUACAAUGCAGAGAGGAAGUCUCAUACUAUGUGACACUCACGGAAACAAUGUAAUAGUCUAGAACAUGGGAAACAGCACAGAAAUUAUUUGCUGUCUUUGAGUUGCUCUAUUACCAGCCACUCCCUGGCCCUAAACCUUAUAAUGUAUAAUGGCGACUAGUGACCUGGGAGGGCUAAUGCCCACGUGAGGGGCAGGAAAGCAACGAUGCAUUACUGAAAUGAGGAAGGAUAGAGCCUGCAACGUUCUAUCUCAUGAAACUUCUCCAUUUGUGGCUGGCGGGAAGGAGACAACAAUUGGAUUUCCUCAUUGUUACUGACACGGCACUUGGGGAAAGUCUCUGUGAUGCAACAAACUGGUGCUGGUGGGUAACGAUCCUCAGGUGAAAACGUCAGCAUUCUCUUUCCCAUCACUGCUCUACAGGGCUGCUGACUCCCGGUAGGACAGUAUGCAGAGCAUUAAGUGUGUGGUGGUGGGCGACGGAGCAGUGGGAAAGACCUGUCUACUCAUCUGCUACACAACCAAUGCCUUCCCUAAGGAAUACAUCCCCACGGUGUUUGAUAACUACAGCGCCCAGACGGCAAUUGAAGGGAGGACAGUUAGCUUGAACCUGUGGGACACUGCUGGCCAGGAAGAAUAUGACAGACUACGUACACUUUCUUACCCACAGACCAACGUCUUCAUCAUCUGCUUUUCCAUCGCCAGCCCAACCUCCUAUGAGAAUGUAAAGCACAAAUGGUACCCUGAGGUGGGUCACCAUUGUCCCAACGUGCCCAUUCUCUUGGUGGGCACCAAGAAGGAUCUUAGGAACAACGCAGAUAUCAUAAAGAAGUUGAAAGAGCAGAACCAAAUGCCCAUCACUAACCAUCAGGGUGGAAAUCUGGCCAAGCAGAUCCAUGCCGUAAAGUAUAUGGAGUGCUCGGCGCUGAGUCAAGAUGGCAUCAAGGAAGUGUUUGUGGAGGCUGUGCGAGCUGUUCUCAACCCGACCCCCGUCAAGGACAAAAAGAGCUGCUUCAUUUUGUGAGCAGAAGUUACUUUCCCUCUGCUCUCAGUGCUGAGUUCAAUGCCUCCAUGUGUCAUUCUGGCAUCUUCUAGUUCCUUCUCCUCUCUCUUGAGGUUCCACAUCUCUGAUGCUUUACCCCACUAUUUAGUUAGUAUUACUAUCAUGGCUUUGCUGUGGUGGAUCUACUGAUGGUUUAUGGUCUUCUAUCUCUCAACUGACUCUUUACUCCACCCUGAGUGACCUCAAUUACCCAAUUGCCUAAGCAACAAAAUGCAUGUCCUCUUCUGUGCAGCUACCAAAUCCGUCUCAUAAUCUGGUGAUCUACUAGGAUUAUAUUUAUAAUUGUUUUUACUCACUGAGGUCAUCGAGAAAAUGUCUCAGCUAUUGGGUUCCUCCUUCAUAUGCCAUGGCUUUGCUGUGGUGGCUCUACUGAUGGUUUGAGAUCCUCUGUCUCUUAUUUCACUCUUUACUUCAUCCUUAAUGACCUCACUCAGCCAAGUGCAUUUGCACAAGAAAAAAAAACUUCCAAUUCUCCUUUGUGCAGCUAUCAGGUUCUCCUUUGGUUGGACUCCUACAAUCUGGUGAUAUACUGGGACAUUUCUUUUAACCAUUUUACCAAAGACAUGAAGAAAAUGCCACAACUAUUGGGUUUCUUCACCACAUUAAAUCAAGUUCUAGGGCAGUCAGCCCUGUCUGUCUAGAAUUUACUGAGGUUGGAUUAAUGUCUCCCGUAUCGCUUCUAUAUCUUGGUACUGCACCCCAAAGUCAAUAUUUUGGCCUUAUCUAGUUUAUUGGGAGGAGAAUAGGGGUGGCUUCCUAUGUGUAUUAUUAAAUGGUUUUAUCUGUGGAAAAGGUGCCAUGGUGCCCAACACAUGCAAAACCCCUGUGGAUUUUAGUAAUUGUAGGGAGUUAUGGCCACUAUUUACAGACAUAACAGAUAGGAAUGGGUAAAGGGGAAGUACACCUGUGUUCAGCAUGGGCGUAAUAACUAGAGUUUAAAUUGGGAAUGUGCCUGAUCAUUGUUUUGUCGUCACCCUUACUUGUCCGCUAUAUCCAUUGGCUACUUGUGUCUUGGACUUACAGAUAAGGAGGAGUUUCUUGUACAGCAGGUUUCAUUGUGACUGGAAGUUCAAACAGCUUCCUUCUCCUCCUACAACUGCUCUAAAGAACCUUGGAAGUGGGAUUAAGUUCUUAAGUACUGCUAUUUUGCUUUACCUAAUGCAAAAUAAAACUUAAAACUCAUUUAGAAUAAUAUGCAAAAUGCCAAUGUCCACUCAAUCUUUGUUGAGCACAGGUAUGUACUGCCACUUUAAUAUUGUUUGGAUACAGAUUUUUUUUUUUAAAAAAAAACAUCAGCCUAAUUCUGGGGGUGGGGGGGUUACAGCCUCAAAAUGCCCAUGUCUGUCUCACUAUGAGCUGACUCUCUGCUGUGCACCAAAACUUGACUCCCUGAGGUGCCCAUAGCAGGUUGGGACAUAACCUGUCAGUUGGGACAAAUAUUGUUUUGAAUGUCUUGGGGGAGUAAAGUUAGAUUUUGGGAUGUCUAAUUAUUUUAUUAAAUGUUGUCCUGUUAAAGCUUCCAGUUAGAGCAGCCACUCAGGUUUACAUCACACAGGGGGUUCCUCAGGGGCGGUCCUUAUACUCAGGUCCUCCUAUAACUGUUACAAUGUGUCUGAUAUCUUAGCAAAGUCAUUGAUUCCUAUUUAAAGUGAUUCCCAACUACACUGCUAUUUUAAUUCUUGCAAACCCGUAUCAUUGCAUAUUGACGACGCCCAGGAGGAGCCGAUAAUACAAAGGAACAUGUGCAAGAAAUAAAACACCAGUGUAUGUGGGAACUCCAUCUUGAGGGCAGUGGGUCACUAUGUCAACACAUACGGUACCAGCGCAUGAGAAUGAGUGACCGGGGGGCUAACAAAUAGGGUGUCUGUUCUUUCUUUUGUGGGUCAUCACAAGAGCUCUCCAUUGAGCAAUGAACGUGACGGUCUCCGAGGAACAGUUUCUGUUAUGAUUCUCAUGUAUUCCGCUUGCCUGGCACCUCCUUAUGAGCAAGGGUGGAAAUAUGCAAAUGUGGCUGAUUAGUCAGAAGAUUAUUUAUAGCAAAUUUCUAAAUUCUAUUCUUGCCAAUGACCGGCCAAUCAGAGGAAACUCCCAGCUCUUAUUAUCAGACAUCAGCAGAUUUCCUGUUUGUUCCCGAGGGGCCCUGUGGGAUUUGCUGAUUUGUCCCACAGUGCUGAGCUACCUGUAGCCCUCCAGCUGUUGUACCUGGGGAAUCCCAGAAUUCCUUGUGGGGGUCAGUUGCCAUUCACCCAUGUAAAGGACCCAGUCAUUCUGUGUAUCACAUGCCCAGAUGUGGUCACAAGGAGCAGAUGGAGCUGAAUAUGGUUUGAUGUUAUUGGCCGAGUUUCCAAGCCAAAUAAAUGGGCCUCUGUGGUUUAUGUGGAAGGCGCUGAGUUGUGGGUGGGUCCAGAAUAUUAUUGCCUCUCAUCUACUAAAGAUCAAGUGUCCCAUUAACCCUGUAGCUGCUGGGAGCCAUGUGCUCGCUCGUGCUGUAUGGCAACUCCACUGCUCUGGCUUUUUUAUUGUGUGUUUUGAAAAUAACAGAUGUUUGUGAUGUAACUACAUGUCUGAAAUGUUUUAUAUCCGCCGGCCCUCGGGUGACCAAUAAAAUCUCUUUUAUAGGCUUCCCUUCUAGUCAUUUACUUGUAAGACCUACAGCACAAUCAAUACAUGUGCCCAACAAUAUACUUUUACUGUUCCUAUACAAGAUGGAAGGACAGGCCUGUGACUGCGAGAGUGGGAGAGAUGAGAAAGCUCAAACAAAACCAUGUAAUAAAAAAAUAUAUAUAUAUCG
Messenger RNA from Xenopus laevis (African clawed frog), 3896 nucleotides. RefSeq names its product ras homolog family member G S homeolog (gene rhog.S). Lineage: Eukaryota; Metazoa; Chordata; Amphibia; Anura; Pipidae. The record is from RefSeq and is a predicted model, not a curated record. Gene Ontology annotation, molecular function: G protein activity; GTP binding; GTPase activity. The transcript has 2 exons. The coding region runs from base 491 to 1066 and encodes 191 amino acids.